Molecule: messenger RNA, 2271 nt
Organism: Lytechinus pictus (painted urchin)
Lineage: Eukaryota; Metazoa; Echinodermata; Echinoidea; Temnopleuroida; Toxopneustidae
Product: microfibril-associated glycoprotein 4-like
Exons: 6
Coding region: 40-1191 (383 amino acids)
Source: RefSeq, a predicted model, not a curated record
AGUACCCAUACACCAACUAUUCGUAAACAGUAUUCCAAGAUGGCAGGCAACAUGAAAGCUUUUCAUCUUAGAUGGGCAUCGUGCACCUUCAUCGCCUUGUCUGUCGUAACAAGGAUCGUUCAUGGCUCGACCUGUACUUCAUCGUACGGUUACAUGGAGAGUGAUACCGGCUCGGAUCGAGACAAGAUGCUUGUUAAUCAUCUAGCAAGAAACAUCACCGGAGUCCGUUCUCCAGGCGAAUGUCUGACGAUAUGCCUACGACAAGGUACCGAGUGUCAGUCCAUCAACUUUGCAUUGAGCCUUCAACUGUGUCACGUCAACGACGCAACCAAAUCCAGUUACGCGAGUGAUUUUGUAUCCAGUGAUGGUUUCAAUUAUUACGAACCUUCGUCAUCCUCACACUGGCUGGAUACUCAAGUAUACUGCAGUGAUGUUGAUGAUACUUGUCACAAUGGAGCAAUCUGUACGGAGUACUGUCAUCCUCCAUGGUUCAGAUGUGAUUGUCCUUCUGACUUCAUGGGAGAACACUGUACACUUUCGGUACAUUAUGAUGGCAUCCCGGCUACAUGCAAGGAUUAUUAUAAUGCUGGCCAUAGCACUAGUGGAGUGUUACAGAUCAACCCAGGUGGAUCAGGAGCCUUCGAUGUUUACUGUGAUAUGGACAAUGAUGGAGGUGGUUGGACUAUAUUCCAGAAACGAUUAGAUGGUUCUGUAGACUUCUACCGGACGUGGUCUGACUAUGUGAAUGGUUUUGGUUCUGUCAGCGGGGAGUACUGGCUGGGACUAGAAAAGAUUUACCGAAUUGCUUCGAGUACGGUAAGCCUCCGGAUAGACCUACAAGACUGGAGCAACAACUGGUAUUACGCGAGAUACUACUUUUACAGCCAUGCCAGCAAUGACCAUUACAGAGGCUAUUUCUGGGGUUACUAUGGGAAUUCCGGUGAUUCUUUAAGCUACCACAAUGGGUAUCAGUUCUCUACCUACGAUGCCGACCAUGAUGCGUGGGGAAGUAAUUGUGCUGCCACCUACCACGGCGCCUAUUGGUACGGGGCAUGUCAUCAUAGUAAUCUUAACGCUUACUACGUGAAUGGAGGUUCAGCAUCUAACUCUGCUGCUACUUCUGCCGCCUGGUACCAUCUUCAUGGGCAUAACUAUGGCCUGAUGCGGAUCGAAAUGAAGGUUCGAAGCUAAGAUGGACCAUGUCAAACUCUCAGCCUCUGCUCAACACCAAGAAAUCAUCGGACCAGUGCGUGCUCUCGUAACAAAACAUAAUCUAUACAUGUAUGUAUAUUCCUUUCCCUCGGGUGCAUUGUUGCGCUUAUUAAAUCACGGAGGUCUCCAUGAUUAGAUAUGAUUAGAUGCAAGUGGGAUCGGCAGUAGUUCUGAGAAGGGAGUAGUCUCUCUACAUAACGAAUUACCCCAAAAUACUUUGUUCACUUGACUUGGACCAUGGAUCUAUUAGAGAUGAACAUUCAUCGGUCAAGUUUAUGCAUGAAUUCACUGACAUGCGACUAUGUAUCAUUGUCCUCUGAAUAAUAUUAUCUUCUUAUUUAGCUACUUUGUUCCUAUACCAGUUCCGCCGUCAAAUUGGCCAUAUGAGUUAAUGUUGUCAUUAGCGAAUUUCCCAUAACAUUUAUCUUGCUUGUUCUGUAAAAAUAUCUACUCCCAACUCCAUGAUAUUAUGAAUUGCCAAAUUGAUAGAAAUAAAAUGGAUAAUGAUAACAAUGAAUUAUUUAUUUAUGUUUUCUUUGAGACAAGGGUGGUCUCUUCAGUACACAAAAACUGUUUUUUCGAGAGAUAGUGAUAGUAAUGACCAUAACGAUAAUGAUGAAAGUAUAUGUAUUGAUAAUAAUAAAAAAAUAACAAUACAUGAGAUUUGUACAGCGCAUAUUCCAUCUUGAUUAGAUGCCCAAAGGCCACUUCAUUUUUUACAGUGUAAUAAUAAUAAUGAUGAUGAUAACACUAAAAAUCAUAAUCGUAAUUAUGAUACCAGUAAUAGCAAUAAUAUUUAUGAUAAUAAUGAUAAUAACAAUAACGAUAUUGACAACAAAGAUAAUUAUGAUGAUCCUACUGCUGCAACUACCACUACUACAACUACUACCAUGACUACUUAAUACUAAUUCUAGUGAUGAUGGUAAUAAUAUUCACAACCAUAAUGAUAACAAUUGUAAUGAAUGAUAAUAAUUUCAAUAAUAAUAACAAAUUAAAUAAUAAUGAUGAUAGAAUUAAUAAUGAAUACUUGUAUGUUUUGAAAAACCUGCAGAACUGUAA